AUGGUCAAUCUCAGCAUAACAUCUGCACGCCUUCUACUCACGGCGGCAGUAUUGCUACCAUACAUACUUAUCGUCAAGCGCCUUCGUUUCCAACGUGCGCGCAGAAUCGAGGCGAAGUUCAGCGGACGUCCUCUGUCCAGCAUGACCGUGAAGGAAGCCCAUGAGAUCUUCCGCGAGCUGCGAGAACUGGAGUUCCCGUACACCCUCCACAGCGCCAUGAAACUAUCACUACUGAAAAUUAAGACAGGAUCAAUACCUACAAUGACCAAAUUGUUCGUUGCCACUCGUCAGCUCAACGAGAAGAAUGCGUCUAAACGAGCUGCGGAUACCGAAGUGGUCCUCAAUGAGGUUCAUGAUAGGGAGCCCGGGUCUGAGUCCCAUCUGAUGGGAAUUGCACGGAUGAAUUACCUGCAUGCUCGGUAUCGCAAGGCGGGUAAAAUCCUGGACGAGGAUAUGUUGCAUACCCUUGGAUCUGCUGUUGUGGAUAUUGUCAGGGGUGUCGAUAGGAACGAAUGGCGUCGGUUGACAGAUGUUGAGAGAUGUGCUAUUGGUGUGUUUCAUAAGGCCUUGGGAGAUGCUAUGGAAAUUCCAUUUACGUUCCUUCCAUCUUAUGAGACUGGUUGGAAAGACGGGAUACACUUCGCCCAGGAACUCUAUGACUGGACACUGGCAUACGAGAAGGUGGCAGCUCAACCGACAGAUUCAACGCGGUACAUUGGUCGGAGACUGAUGGAAUUGGCCAAAUGUAAUAUGCCUGCGCCGCUGAAGCCAUUGAUUGAAAGCAUAGUCGUCACCAAAUUAGAAGAACACAGCAGAAUAAGUAUGGGAUUCGAAAAGCCAGGUAUACUCGUCUCUAUAUUCGCAAAGAGCGUUCUGGUAGCGCGAAAGUUCAUACUGCGUUAUCUCAGCUUGCCGAGACCGGAUUCCAAAGCUGUGCAUGUUUUAAGUGACUCCCCCGACCCAUCCACAGGACUGUACACAUGGAACCUCUGGAUCGAGCAUCCAUGGUACAUCAAACCUACUUUUAAGCAUAGAUGGGGACCAAAAGCUCUCCUAGUGCGGCUCUUUGGGAAUGGGGCUAUUCCUUCAGAGACCGACUCGUACAAGGAAUCGGGGUACGACCUGCGUACUAUAGGCCCUGUAGCACAGGAGAAAAGAGGACAGGAUGAGAUGGAAGCUAUUUUCCAGAGCUUGAAAGGGACAAAUUAUGCUGCUGCAUGUCCUUUCCAUGCCUGA
Messenger RNA from Aspergillus pseudotamarii, 1236 nucleotides. RefSeq lists its product as uncharacterized. The transcript has 3 exons. Lineage: Eukaryota; Fungi; Ascomycota; Eurotiomycetes; Eurotiales; Aspergillaceae. The record is from RefSeq and is a predicted model, not a curated record. The coding region runs from base 1 to 1236 and encodes 411 amino acids. Gene Ontology annotation, molecular function: oxidoreductase activity.